UAUUUCACUGCUUUACCGUUACAGCUACAGAGAUUUGCAUCACAUUACAUUACAAUGGCGACCGUAGCUGCUGCUGCUGUAACUGCAAACGAGUCCCCCAAGAAGAAUAGGAUUCAGGUUUCCAACACCAAGAAACCUCUCUUCUUUUACGUCAAUCUCGCCAAGAGGUAUAUACAGCAGCACAAUGAGGUUGAGCUUUCUGCUCUCGGAAUGGCUAUAGCUACAGUUGUCACAAUUGCCGAGAUUUUGAAGAACAAUGGACUUGCCACAGAGAAGAGGGUGCUAACUUCUACAGUUGGCAUGAAGGAUGAGAACAAAGGGCGUCUGGUACAGAAGGCAAAGAUUGAAAUUGUGCUGGGGAAAUCUGAGAAGUUUGACAAUCUGAUGGCUCCAGCCACCAAAACUGAAUCAGAAGAACCAGCAGUUAAUGACAAGAAAUGACAAACAUAGGAGAGCCCAGUGAAUGUGGAAGCUGUUGUAGUUAACAUUCUGAUUCUUUUGUAUUGUUUUCCAUGAUUCAUGGACAUAAACUAUAGGGGAGUAGGAAAGGUUUCAAUGAUAAGAACAUAAAGCAGCAAAUCAGCAAUGACUGGUCAAAGUUGUAGAGAACAUAUUUCCAUUCUCACUUUAGAUUGUAUUUCUUCACUGCAUAUAUAUGAUGAUGACGAUUACAUUACUAA
Molecule: messenger RNA, 680 nt
Organism: Lotus japonicus
Lineage: Eukaryota; Viridiplantae; Streptophyta; Magnoliopsida; Fabales; Fabaceae
Exons: 5
Coding region: 55-441 (128 amino acids)
Cellular component (GO): nucleus
Molecular function (GO): RNA binding
Source: RefSeq, a predicted model, not a curated record